Molecule: messenger RNA, 598 nt
Organism: Prunus dulcis (almond)
Lineage: Eukaryota; Viridiplantae; Streptophyta; Magnoliopsida; Rosales; Rosaceae
Product: 60S ribosomal protein L37-3
Exons: 4
Coding region: 123-410 (95 amino acids)
Biological process (GO): translation
Cellular component (GO): cytosolic large ribosomal subunit; ribosome
Molecular function (GO): structural constituent of ribosome; RNA binding
Source: RefSeq, a predicted model, not a curated record
UACGAAGUUCGACUUACCCUAAAACCCUCGUUCGCUUUCAUAUAUAUAUUCACCCUCUCCGCCGCUCACUUCUUUAGCCUGAACACCUCCAUCUCACAAGCUAGGGUUUUCUCUGCGCUCCAAUGGGGAAGGGAACAGGGAGUUUUGGUAAGAGGAGGAACAAGACCCACACCCUCUGCGUGAGGUGUGGACGUCGCAGCUUCCACUUGCAGAAGAGUCGCUGCUCGGCUUGUGCCUUUCCUGCUGCUCGCAAGAGGAAGUACAACUGGAGUGUUAAAGCCAUCCGAAGGAAGACCACUGGAACUGGAAGGAUGAGGUAUCUGCGCAAUGUUCCUCGCAGAUUCAAGAGUGGCUUCAGAGAAGGUACUGAAGCUGCACCAAGGAAGAAGGGAGCAGCAGCAACUGCUUAAGCCUUCCAAUGAGUGAUUUUGAAUGUCAUUUGGGGUACCCAAUUAUAGCUUUAGAAAGCGAUUUUAUGAGUUUGGACAAGUUCUCUAUGAGCUUUGUUAUUGUUUUUGAUGGAUGUUAUAACUUUUAUUGUUUUAAUUGGGAUCUUCACUUCCUUUUAAUAGUAGUUGCUUUCAGUUUGUGACAAGAA